AUGUACCCAAGUAAACAACAGGUGUCAUGCUUUUAUUGUGAAUGGGUCGGACGAAAAGAUAAAGCAAAAGAUCAUUGGAAAAAAUAUCAUCCUGAAGAAAAAUUUAAGUUGAAGAUUUCAGAAAACAACUUGACUAAAUAUCAUUUUCGAAAAGGAGUAACUGAAGAAUCCACAACAAUUCCCAAUGAUGAUGAAAAUAUCGAUAUAUUUGAAGAGCAACAACAAGCAAAUAUUACUUUAUUGCCUCCAUGUCUACCAACCUCAACAUCAACAGUAUCAACAAUGAAUAAUCCCACACUGCUGUCAACAACAAAUCUAUUACAUACACCAUCAGUUCCAAAUGCAACAUCAGAUAUAAAUACAUCGUCAGGUCCUACAGAAAAAUUUAAAAUUGGUGAAUUCUAUGCAAGAUCAAUUGACAUUCAUGGCACAACAACUUACGAAAAUUAG
Rotaria sp. Silwood1 is the source of this 450-nucleotide messenger RNA. Lineage: Eukaryota; Metazoa; Rotifera; Eurotatoria; Philodinida; Philodinidae. The record is from the annotation of a GenBank genome assembly.